UCAUUAAUGAGACAAAAUCACUACCACCUUUAAAACCCAACACAGAGUAACCUCCAAAAUCCAAAACCACAAAGAGAAAAGAGAGAAAAGCAAAGAUGGAGAAAAUAGAGCAUACGACAAUCCACACAAACGGCAUAAACUUGCACGUCGCUUCAAUCGGAACCGGUCCGGUGGUUCUCUUCCUCCACGGGUUCCCGGAGCUAUGGUACUCGUGGCGCCACCAGAUGCUUGCCCUGUCAUCACUCGGGUACAGAGCCAUCGCCCCUGACCUCCGGGGCUACGGUGACAGCGACGCGCCUCCGUCGGCGGAGUCCUAUUCGUCCUUCCACAUCGUUGGCGACCUGGUGGGGCUGAUUGAUAAACUGGGUAUUGAUCAGAUUUUCUUGGUGGGCCAUGACUGGGGAGCUAUGAUCGCCUGGCACUUCUGUUUGUUCCGCCCUGACAGAGUCAAAGCCUUGGUCAACUUGAGCGUGCCCUUCCGUCCUAGGCACCCAAACAUUAAACCCGUCGAUGGUCUCAGAGCUUUGUUUGGUGAUGAUUACUAUAUUUGCAGAUUCCAGGAACCGGGCGAGGUCGAAGAAGACUUAGCUGGAGAUGACACUGCAAACAUACUAAAGAAAUUUUAUGGUGGUCGGAAUCCACGUCCUCCAUGUGUGCCUAAAGAAAUAGGAUUCAAAGGCCUUAAAGCUCCUGAAUUACCCUUUUGGCUCUCACAACAAGACCUCGAUUAUUUUGCUGAAAAAUUCAAACAAAAGGGUUUCACUGGAGGAUUGAAUUAUUAUCGAGCUUUAAACUUGACUUGGGAGCUGACAGCAGCGUGGAGUGGAGUACAAUUGAAAGUACCAACCAAGUUCAUAGUUGGAGAUUUGGACAUAACUUAUCACUUCCCUGGUGCCAAAGAAUACAUAAACGGAGAUGGCUUUAAGAAAGACGUUCCAUAUUUGCAGGAUGUGGUUGUAAUGGAAGGAGUAGCUCACUUCAUCAACCAAGAAAAGCCAGAGGAAGUUAGCACUCAUAUUUACGACUUCAUUAAGAAGUUUUGAUACCCCCAUUGUCACCUUCCACCAACCCCUUUAUGAUUUUUCUUUGACCAACUUUAUAAUUUGAUGAAUUUUCUUGAAUAAAGUAAAACAUGUUCCUUUUA
This is a messenger RNA of Humulus lupulus (European hop), 1144 nucleotides long. RefSeq lists its product as uncharacterized. The coding region runs from base 96 to 1043 and encodes 315 amino acids. NCBI's taxonomy places the organism in Eukaryota, Viridiplantae, Streptophyta, Magnoliopsida, Rosales, Cannabaceae. The record is from RefSeq and is a predicted model, not a curated record. Gene Ontology annotation, molecular function: hydrolase activity. The transcript is spliced from 3 exons.